Molecule: messenger RNA, 186 nt
Organism: Paramecium octaurelia
Lineage: Eukaryota; Ciliophora; Oligohymenophorea; Peniculida; Parameciidae
Source: the annotation of a GenBank genome assembly
AUGUAUCAAUAAGGACUGUUUGUGUCCUUGUAAAAUCUGAAUUUGAGCUUAUGCGACAUCAUUAGCAAAGAAGUUUGGCUGGAUUUAGAACUGAAAAAUAUUUUGCACUUAGUUGACAAUAUAUUGUGUCAGAGGUAAUACCUAUUUUAUAAAAGUAUAAUUGGAAAAAAAUAAAAAUGCGGUUGA